AUGGUCUGGGAUCUUAGUAAAUUUUGCUGCCUGGGAUAUUCUGAUGCUUUCUUUACUGAAUCUCUGAACGAGAAGGAAGCAAUUGGUGCAUUAGAUACAACCACGCAGAAGAAAAUAGCAACAAAGUCAGACAGAAAAUCUCAUUUGUGUCUCGAAUUCAUUCCCCGCCGGCCCGGCCCAGCCCCCCCACCCCGCGCAGCGAGGCGCGGCACGGAGCCGAACCACCAGCAACGCCAAACGGCUGCCGAGCUGCGGGCGGGGGCGCGGCGCGCGCACUCACCCGCGCGCCGGGGCAGCCGCCCACCGAGCUGCGGCGGCGGGAGGGGGCGCGGAGGGCGUGGCUCGCGGGCGGGGGCGUGGCUUCCGGGCGUGGGGGCGCGGCCUGGGGCCGGCGGGGCGCCGCACCAGCUGCCCCGCCUCCCUCCUCCCGCGCGUGCGCGAGCGGCCGGAAGCGCGGCGGCGGCGGCGGCGAUGGCGGUGGCGGAGAAGUUCGACUCUCUGGAGGAGCAUCUGGAGAAGUUCGUGGAGAACAUCCGGCAGCUCGGCAUUAUCGUCAGCGACUUCCAGCCCAGCAGCCAGACGGGUCUCAACCAGAAACUGAAUUUCAUGGUGACGGGCUUGCAGGACAUCGACAAAUGCCGGCAGCAGCUUCACGAUAUCAGCGUGCCCUUGGAGGUUUUUGAAUACAUAGAUCAAGGCCGCAAUCCUCAGCUUUACACUAAAGAGUGUCUAGAGCGAGCUUUGGCAAAAAAUGAGCAAGUAAAAGGAAAAAUUGACACAAUGAAGAAAUUUAAAAGUCUGUUAAUUCAAGAACUGACAAAAGUGUUCCCAGAAGACAUGGCAAAGUACAAAGCUAUUCGAGGAGAAGAUCCUCCUCCUUAAGCUGGUCUUUGAUAGGUCUAAAAAUGUCAAUUCCAUAAACUGACACCACUCUAUAAAAACAUUGAUGGGAGAGAGGGGGAAUCCAAGCUGUCAUAACAACUGUAUUAAAAAUGGCAGUGAUGGACUGUAAAGGAGCUUGAUGAUUGCUGAUGGUUCUGGUCUGAAGCUACUGAAUCUUUCUGAAGAGUUCUACUCAAAAGAUUGCAGUUGAAACUUCCUAUGGUAAUCUCUUCUUUCCUGAAAGGUUUUGGAGAUACAGGUGCCUACAGGUCAUCCAUACAUAGCACUUCCCACAAAAUACGUUUCCAGAGCAGAUAAUCAUGUUUUUUGUCUUCUGAAAAGUGUGCUCCAGGGUUGUGGGCUCAUCUGUUUUUAAGAGAAAUGUAUUGACUGUUUUUCAUUUGUAAACUGCUUUGUUUUUUAUUACAGUACAAAACAGUUGACUGCUUUUGUCUUGCCAAAUUCUACUGAACGGGAGCCUGUCAGGGGCUGCAGUUUUCAUGUGUCAUAAUGAAUUGCAGCCAAGAAAGCCUUCAUAUAUUCUUGUUUUGUUCAAUGAACUGCAGUGCAGAUGGCUGAGAAUAUAGAAAGUGAGCAUAUUCGGGGACUAGCUCAACAAUGUUAACAUUUUCUGUAGUAUUUAAUGUAAGCUUUUGUUCUAUUCAUUUUCUGUAAGCGGAUUGUUGAAUAAAAAUCUGGAAAAAAAAUAUCCAGCAUUUUUCUGUUGUCUGCUACUUUCGUAGCUUUCAGUUCAUUCUCCAAACAAUAGCCUUGGAGUGAUAGAAAUAAAAUGUAUGUCAGAA
Messenger RNA from Falco peregrinus (peregrine falcon), 1685 nucleotides. RefSeq names its product mediator complex subunit 10 (gene MED10). NCBI's taxonomy places the organism in Eukaryota, Metazoa, Chordata, Aves, Falconiformes, Falconidae. The record is from RefSeq and is a predicted model, not a curated record. Gene Ontology annotation, molecular function: transcription coregulator activity. The transcript is spliced from 6 exons. Gene Ontology annotation, cellular component: chromatin; mediator complex. Gene Ontology annotation, biological process: positive regulation of transcription by RNA polymerase II. Bases 1 to 882 code for a protein of 293 amino acids.